GGACUCGGCGGCGGCGGCGGCUGGAGGGCGGGGAGUGGACAACGACAGCACGCUUAGUCAGGAUCGAACCCAAGUCUCGGGUCGGCCCGAGAGGAGCAGCAAUGUCGGCACACAGUGCCUGGAGCAGCCUGACCACAACACAGAAGGUGCUGCUGGCUGUCGGCCUUCCAGCAGGUGCUGCCAUGGCCUACGUGUUUUACAGGAGAUACAGCGAGAGCCUGGGUGAGCACUGCGUGCUAGUGGGUGACAAUCAGAUCGCCGUGGACAUGAAGGUUCCUCGUGACAGCGUGAAGCUGAUCAUCGGCCGGCAGGGCACUACGAUCCAACAGCUGCGGAGGGAGACGGGAGCCCGCAUCGACAUGGAGGGCGGCGAGGAGUGGGCCGACGAGGGGGGAGCGGCCGAGAGGAAGCUGACGAUCGUGGGGGCCCCCGUGCAAGUGUGCAAGGCCAGGGCGGCCAUUCGCCAGCUGCUAGCCCAUGGAGCCAGGGUCACCGAGGAGCUGCACGUCCCCCCUCACACAGUGGGACGCAUCAUAGGCCAUGGUGGAGAGUCGAUACGUGCCAUGUGCCGGGCCACGGGCGCGAGGAUCGUGUGUGAAAAGCACCCAGGUGACGGGGCGGUGGGAUUCAGGCGUGUGGUCAGUAUCAGCGGCACCAAGCAGGAGGUGGCGUCUGCCAAGGCCCUGGUCGUGGGGAAGAUGGAGGAGGAGGAGAUGUUCCGGGAGCAGCUGGCCUGCUCAGCCGCCGGCAGGAGACACCGCAAGCACCCGGCUGGCCGGCGUAUGGACGGGGAGAUGCCGUCAACAGCACUGGCACCAGGACAGUCACCGGUACUGGCCCCAGCACCGGCAGCCCCGGGCUCGCCCCAGCGUGGAGGGUGGACGCCCGGACACAGCAGGGAGGAGGGGCAGGAGCACAGAACAGAGCCCACCCUCAGGGUGGGAGGCGAAGAGGACACAGACGGAGGGGAGCGAGUUGCCACACAUCAGCACACCAAGUUUGAAAUUCCCAGUCCUGACUUCAGUUUCCUUGCAGACGAACAUCUGGAAGUUUACGUCUCAGCUUCGGAAAACCCCGGCCACUUCUGGAUCCAGAUCCUGGGCUCCAGGUGCCUGCAGCUGGACAACCUCUGCUCCGAGAUGUCCCGCUACUACAGCAACUCCAGCAAAGCGGGUGAGGCGUUCGUCCCAAAGAUGGGGGACAUCGUGGCAGCUCCCUUCCAGAACGACGGUUUCUGGUACCGAGCCUGUGUGUUGGGCUUCCUGCAAAACGGCAACGCUGACCUCUACUAUGUGGAUUACGGAGACAACGGAGAGGCAGCCCUGGCAAACAUACAGGUCCUCAGGAGUGAUUUCCUGAGUCUGCCUUUUCAGGCCGUCGUCGAGUGCAGCAUCGAUGGAAUUCGGCCCGUCGGGGAGAGCUGGUCGGAGGCAGCCAUGAACUGUUUUGAUGGUCUCGCCCACUGUGCAGAGUGGAAGGUGCUGCUGGCUCGGAUCUGUAGCUACCUGCAGAGUGAAGGGGUGACCAGGCCACGGGUUCAGUUGUUCGACCGAAGACAGGGCAAGAGCGUGGAUAUUGGUGAGGAGCUGGUGCGGCAGGGACACGCCGUGCGGUGCCCGCAGGGAGAUGGAGCCACGGUGGCAGACGGAGCCGACACCCACUGGAUGGUGGCACCAACAAACCUGCAGACCCUGCUGAACGAUGUGACUGGGGCCACGGAUGGAUGCGCCGUUUCUGAAGCGACUGCAGGAAGCACAAAGCCACAACUGCCCGAAUCUUGGCAGAGUGUCGCGGGGCACCCUCUGGGCAGCAGCUCAGGAGCCGUCCCGGCUGAUGACGAGUUUCUCUAGGACUGCACCCCGUUUGCUCCAAGGAGUGGCCCGGAGCUGUGAGCCAGGAACUUGCCUGAACGUGCGGAGCAGAGCGGAGCGGGUUCACAGUUACUCUUCUAAAUAGUUUGUUUGAAAAGCCUUAACCCUGUCUGCCCCUUGCAGGGGUGGAGGGGUGAGGAGUCCCCCACAGGGUGGGGUGUCAUGUGUAGGGUCAGGGUCAGCACUGUGGAGGGGGGGGUGGUGAGGGGGGGGGUUGAGCUGUGCUCACAGUAACACCUUCCCCUAGACAUGGAAUUGCCAGGGCAUUCUUGGUUGUUCAAAAUCCCCCUGGGAAUUGUAUUCAUUCAUAGAACACAAAACAGUACAACACAGGAACAGGCCAUUCGGCCCACAAUGUCCGUGCCGUACAUGAAGCCAAGUUAAACUAAUCUCUGCCUGCACGUGAUCUAUAUCUCUCCAUUCCCUGCAUAUCCACGUUGAACAUCACUAUUCUCUAUGUAUCCACUGGCACUGUGUUCCAGCCACCCACCACCCUCUGUGUUAAUGUAAAAUAACUUGUCCCUUUCACCUUAACCCUAUGCCUUCUAGUCUUUGAUAUUUCCACCCCGGGGGGGAGGUUCUGUCCUAUCGAUGCCUCUCACAAUGUUACUGACUUUUAUAUUGUCCCCCUGAAGUCUUUGUACUCCAGAGAAAAGGUCAUGACUGGUAGUAGAAUGAGGCCAUUUGGCCCAUCAAGUCUACUCCGCCAUUCAAUCAUGGCUGAUCUAUCUCCCCAUUCUCCUGCCUUCUCCCCAUAACCCCUGACACCUGUCCGAGUCAAGAAUCUAACUGCCUUAAAAAAAUACUCACUGACUCACAAAAUCUCCCCAGUCGUCUGUGGCAAAGAAUUCCACAGAUUCACCACCCUCUCACUAAAGAAAUUUCUCCUCAUCUCCUUCCUAAAAUAAUGCCCUUUAAUUCUAUACCUAGACUCUCCCACUAGUGGGAACAUCCUCUCCACAUCCACUCUAUCCAAGCCUUUCACUAUCCUGUAUGUUUACAAUCUUGGUUUGUCCAACGUCUCUAGAGCUCAUUGCCUCUAAUCCAGGCAGCAUUCUGGUAAGAAGUCACAAGUAGACAGCAUCUCUGGAGAUCAUAGAUGGGGGGAGAGCAGUGAGAGAGGGUCUCGUAGAACUCCCGUUGGAGGGAGUAGGAGAACUUCAAAGUGGGUAGGAAGGAACUGCAGAUGCCUGUUUAAAUUGAAGAUAGACACAAAAUGUUGGAGUAACUCAGGAGAGAAGGAAUGGGUAACGUUUUGGGUCAAAGAUGGGUCUCGACCGGAAAAGUGUUACUCCAGCAUUUUGUGAUACUUAUUCAAUGUAGGCACAUCUUGAGAUUUGGCAGUGGAGCAGUGAAAUAUGGAUAGGUGAAACUUCUCGUCCUUUUUCACCUCCUGCCUUUGUAACUUACCCACGCAUCUGCCCGUCACCCCCCC
This is a messenger RNA of Leucoraja erinaceus (little skate), 3306 nucleotides long. It is a transcript of the gene tdrkh, whose product is annotated as tudor and KH domain containing. Bases 102 to 1850 code for a protein of 582 amino acids. Gene Ontology annotation, biological process: spermatogenesis. Gene Ontology annotation, molecular function: RNA binding. The record is from RefSeq and is a predicted model, not a curated record. The transcript is spliced from 14 exons. Lineage: Eukaryota; Metazoa; Chordata; Chondrichthyes; Rajiformes; Rajidae.